Molecule: messenger RNA, 1140 nt
Organism: Brassica napus (rape)
Lineage: Eukaryota; Viridiplantae; Streptophyta; Magnoliopsida; Brassicales; Brassicaceae
Product: inverted formin-2-like
Exons: 2
Coding region: 349-843 (164 amino acids)
Source: RefSeq, a predicted model, not a curated record
GAAAAACACGGGCCUGGUAACUUCGUCGUAAAUUAAAAAACACGGGCCUGGUAACUUCGUCGUAAUGUUACGAGGAAGUUACGAGGAAACCGUUUUUAUAUAUAUGGGAGAAGUCGAAGAUACGAGCACUGCUCGUAUCUUCCUCCCUAACUCCUCUCCCCCUCUAAGGUAACUUUCUCUCUCUAUCUUUUUUUUUUUUUUAUAGUUUAGGUUGUUAGUUUAGGUGAUUAGUUUAGGGAAUUAGUUUAGGUGAUUAGUUAACGGAAUUAGUUUAGAUGAUUAGUUUAGAAAAUUAUUUUAAACAAUUCGUUUAGGAUAUAUAUUAAUUUAAUUUUUUAAAUUUUCUAGAUGGCUCCUAGACCGAGACCAGCAGCUCCUGCACCUACGUAUGCGGAUUUGUUUGGCGAUGGAUCUUCCUCUAGCGGUCCAUCGUCUUCUUCCGGGACAGUUCCAGACUCUCACACAUCUCGGAGAGUUCCUUCGACCCCUCCUCCUCUUCCAUCUCAGAUGCCUCCCCCACGAGCUCCACCUGUCGCCCCGGAUCAGCCUGCCCCACCGGCUGCAGUUCAUCCCGAUUUGCGGGUGCCAGCUCAUGCACCAUUCGCAAGAUACACCGUCGAGGAUUUGCUUGCCCAGCCCGGACGAGAGGGUUUACACGUUCUGGACCCCGAUAGACCCCCGGGUACUUAUUGGUUUGGGGCUAACAACCGUGUUAGCCGGAGCGUUUCAGAGACGAUGAAGGGAUAUUAUGACGGCCCUUAUCCCAACUGGACCAUGACUCCCGAUCACGUCAAGACGACGUGGUUUAAAUGUUUUGCGGUAAUUAUAUUUACAUAUUAUUAAUAUUUAUAUUGUUAAUUAAAUAAUUAUUAUUUUUUUUCUAAUCUUUUAAAAUGUUUGUUUUUUCAGCAAAGGUGGAACUGGUCCGUAGGAAUCACCGAGAGGGUGAAGAGCGAAUUUAUUGCAAAGGCGAAAACUCGUCUUUGCAACACCGUCUCCGAUUGGAAGGACAAGUGGGAGAUUUACGGCUAUGAGGGGAAGCCGAGCGGGGUCACAAAGGAAGCAUGGGAUGGCCUCAUCACCUAUUGGAACGAACCCAGCUCCAUCCGCAAAGCCAACUCCUGCUCCGCUUCCCGAAGA